AUGAACUGGACCAAUGAGACGGCUGCUGUACAUGCACAGUACAGCAGCCUGACAGGCGGGCGAUCUUUCCUUCACUCUGCUGCUUUUCUGUGUUUCCAGAAACUUCCACGUCUGGCCAGCCGAGCCUUCAGCAGCUCAGCCAGACAGCUGAAGAACAAAGUCCCCGAAUCCCAGAAAAUCUUCCAGGAGGACAACGGGCUGCCGGUCCACAUCAAAGGAGGAACCGGCGAUGUUCUGCUCUACCGGGCAACCAUGACGCUAACCAUCGCAGGAACCUGUUACUCUCUGUACUGGCUCCUCAUCGCCUCAUUCCCUCAGAAGAAGGAGUAGAGGAGGAAGAGGAGGAUAAGAGCCUCUGGCUCGGUCUAACACUAAUAUAUGUUGUGUGUAACUCUGCUUGAUUUGUCUCCACAUAUCUGUCCUUCAUCAAAGAUCAAAUAAAGAAAAUAUCCAGAGUU
Molecule: messenger RNA, 458 nt
Organism: Pundamilia nyererei
Lineage: Eukaryota; Metazoa; Chordata; Actinopteri; Cichliformes; Cichlidae
Gene: cox7a1
Product: cytochrome c oxidase subunit 7A1
Exons: 3
Coding region: 1-330 (109 amino acids)
Biological process (GO): mitochondrial electron transport, cytochrome c to oxygen; mitochondrial respirasome assembly; regulation of oxidative phosphorylation
Cellular component (GO): respiratory chain complex IV
Source: RefSeq, a predicted model, not a curated record